CAAAAUUUUGCUUGUGAUUAUAUGAGAUGGGAGAUUGUUCUAUGGAUUUAUAAUAGAUGCUGUAUUAUCUUUCAAAAGAAUGUGGGCCCGACCCAAUUGAGGAAGUUAUGCCUAAAGUGUAGUUAGCAUAGUGUCCCAGUGGGAAUCAGAAGUUUAACUAAUGGUAUCAUCUCUCCUUGAUAGGGGCAAUAGUAAUGGAUAGAUGAUUGAAAGGAGAAAUAAAGUCAACCAUAUAGGGUGUACACGAACAAGCUGGAGAACAAGGUUUCACGUUUGGAAGAAGAGAAUGAAAGGCUCAAGAAGCAGAAAGUUUUGGAUGCUUCCUGGUACGUGCCUAACUUGCAGUGAAAUCCACUUCAAGAAUAUUAGGUUCAAGUCUUCAACAAAUAGAGGGCUUGGUUCUGUAGCACUCUACGGCUCCAAGCAGUAUCAUCUCAAUGUUGUGCCACUUACCAAAUCAGCUAUGUUUCUCAGCCCAUUGCAAGGAAACUUCCUAGGGAGGAAUUUGGGCUCAUUGCAAGAAAAGGGCCUACAUCACACAUAGUGGACACAUGAUCAUGGCCAAUGAGGUUGGUGUUGUAGACAUUUGCCAGAAGAUAUGGCUAGGAAAGGAAGACAUAUGAUCGGUCCAGAAGGGGACCUUACUGAAACAGUUCAUGUGGAAGGCUAGGAAAGGAAGACAUUUAUAGUUUAUUUUGAAAACUUUAAAUAGACCAUUAAUUAUUUUGUUGAUAUUGUGCUAAUUGUUGUCUUGAUGAAUGUUAAAU
Messenger RNA from Magnolia sinica, 767 nucleotides. RefSeq lists its product as uncharacterized. The transcript has 4 exons. NCBI's taxonomy places the organism in Eukaryota, Viridiplantae, Streptophyta, Magnoliopsida, Magnoliales, Magnoliaceae. Bases 203 to 544 code for a protein of 113 amino acids. The record is from RefSeq and is a predicted model, not a curated record.